Messenger RNA from Thrips palmi, 5216 nucleotides. RefSeq names its product ras guanyl-releasing protein 3-like. The transcript has 12 exons. Gene Ontology annotation, biological process: Ras protein signal transduction; positive regulation of GTPase activity. The record is from RefSeq and is a predicted model, not a curated record. Gene Ontology annotation, cellular component: plasma membrane. Gene Ontology annotation, molecular function: guanyl-nucleotide exchange factor activity; calcium ion binding. The coding region runs from base 87 to 2771 and encodes 894 amino acids. Lineage: Eukaryota; Metazoa; Arthropoda; Insecta; Thysanoptera; Thripidae.
CGGCCUGGACUCCCCUGGAGCAGGCCGGCCUGCUUCUAGAGGAUGAGCGCACCGCCGUGGCCGGCGUGCCCGUCCGCGGCGCCACCAUGCCCGCCCUGGUCAAGCUGCUCAUCCACUCUUUCGAGGUGGACGGCGCGGUGUCGGCCGCGGCCUUCCAGCUGCCGCGCGUGGUGUUGGUGAUGCACCGCUGGUGGACUUCGGCCGCGAACCUCGCCUCGCUGCUGGGGGAAGCGUACAAGGACGUCGCCAAGGAGGAAUGCCAGAAAGGCGCCUGCGCGCACCGCUCCAAGGACGUGGCCACGUGUGGCGUGGCCAGGGAGCAGCUGCAAGUCUGCCACGUGUUUAGGUACUGGAUGGCCAACUUCCCGCUGCAGUUCGAGGUGGAGCCCGGCCUGGUGCUCGUGGUGCAGGACUUCCGCAUGCAGGUGCCCCAGGAGUGGGGCGGGCUGGUGGACACCAACGUGCUGCCCAGCUUCGACUGGAUGCGCAACCCCUCGGUGCGGCCGGGGCAGCAGCAGCCACAUCAGAGCGAGCAGUUCCAACAGGCACUGCCGCAGUCAGGCACUCCGCACGAUGAGCGUGUGUCGCUCGUCUUCAACCACAUGGAGGCCCAGCAGCUGGCAGAGCACAUCACGUUCCUGGAGCAUAAAGUCAUCCGAAGGAUCACAUUCCACGACCUGAAGCUCUACGCGGUGAGCGGCCGGCUGCAGGACGCGCCGCGCCUGGAGCGCUCCGUGUCGCUGUUCAACGGGCUGACGCAGUGGGUGCAGUGCAUGGUGCUGAGCCGCACCACGCCGCAGGAGCGCGCCGAGGUCAUCGAGAAGUACAUCAACGUGGCCAAGUGCCUGCAGCAGCUGCACAACUACAACUCCCUGAUGGCGGUGGUGGGUAGCCUGAGCCACUCGGCGCUGGCCCGCCUCUCCAAGACCUACGCCUGUCUCCAGCCCGCCUCCAGCCGCGCGCUGGAGGGGCUCAGCGAGCUGCUGUCCUCCGCGUCCAACUUUAGCAACUACCGCCGCGCCCUGCACGACUGUCAGGGCUUUAAGAUACCCAUCCUUGGGAUCCACUUGAAGGACAUGAUCGCCAUCCACGCGGCCCUGCCCGACUUGCUCCCCGGCGACUACAUCAACGUCCGCAAGAUGGCGCAGCUCACCCCCAUCGUGGCCGAGCUGGAAGAUCUGGCCCACGUGACGCCCCCCGUCAUCGCGCACAUGGACGUCGUCAACACGCUGCGGCUCUCGCUGGACGUGCAGCACACCGAGGACGACAUCUACGAGCUGUCGCUGGCCCGCGAGCCCAGGAACUCGUCGUCGCCGCCGACGUCCCCGACGACGCUGGCAGCCCGGGCGAACGUGUUCGCUGAGUUCGCGUGCGCUCCGUGUUCGCCGCCAGACACGGCCACUAUCGAGAAGCACGUCCACGCCAUGGUGGACGCCGUGUUCAAGCACUACGACAACGACCGGGACGGCUACAUCUCUAGGGAGGAGUUUGACUCCGUCAACACCAACUUCCCCUUCAUCGCCUCCUUCUGCGUGCUCGACGCCGACCAUGACGGCAUGAUCAGCCGGGACGAGAUGAUGAAGUACUUCGUCCACGCCAACUGCCACGCGCUCAAGAGCCUCAAGAACGGCUUCAAGCACGGCUUCCACGAGACGACGUACUUCAAGCCCACCUUCUGCGCGCACUGCGCCGGCCUGCUGUGGGGGUUGAUCCGGCAAGGCUUCAAGUGCCGCGACUGCGGCAUCAACGCGCACAAGCACUGCAAGGACCUGGUGGUGAUGGAGUGCCGGCCCAAGCAGCACGGCGACAAGGACAAAGACAAGGACAAGGACGGCGCCUCGUCGUCCUCCUCGCACGCCGGCACGGCACGCCGCCGCUUCCGACGCAAGAAGAAGUCCUCCGUGUCGGAGAGCGAGUCGUCGCCGCCCAGCCCAAAGUGCUCGGUGACGUCCAUGGCGUCGCAGGGGUCGCAGAGCUCGCAGGGCUCGGGGCACGGCUCGGGGCACGGCUCGGGGCACGGCUCGGGCCCCGGCUCUGCUGCGGGCUCUUCCAUCGGCGAGGACAUGCUGGAGACCCCCGACGGCCCCGCCCACGUCCACGGCGCCCACGGCCCCCACGGCCUGCACUGCCAGCAGCCUGGGGGUGCCUGGGGGCCCGGGCCGCGGAGGAAGAUCAGUGACUCCCUGCUGGUGCCCCUGCUGGGCUCCCACGGGCAUGGCCAUGGCCCCUCCCGAGGCCUCCGCACGCAGAACAGCUGCCCCGAGACUUCGUCGUGCUGCUCGAAACUCCAGAGCCACGGCUUCGGCCACGGCGCCGGCCACCGCACGACGCUCGCGGACGUGGCCCGUGACGUGGCACAACUAGUGCACCCCCCGUCCGCGUCCGUCCUACAUUCCGGCAACAUCCACACCCCGCCGACGUCUCUGAUGCUGCACCAAGCCCCCGGGCACGCCCCCGGGCACGCCCCCGGGCACGGCCCUGGGCUCGGUGCUAUGGGCUUAGGGCUCGCCACCAACGCACCGCCCGCUCCGUUGCCCCUAGAGCCCCCCGGCCUCAGCACGGUAGAGACCCUCCAGCAAAAACUGCAGGCGUCCGAAGAGCAACGGCAGUGGCUGCAACGCGAGAAUCAGAUGCUGAACCAGCGCGUGGAGGACCUGCUUCGGGAGAACCAAAGCCUCCGCGACCAGAUGGGUCACGAGCGCGGCCACACCGCCACCUUCAUUAUGCGCCAGAUGGACGCCAUGAACCUCCAGCGCGACUCCCACGUGUGAACACGUGUAAACACGUGUGAAGGGAAGGGAGCUGUCUAGACAGUGUCUACAGCCCCUGCGUUCCUAUUUUUGUUUCCUCCUACAGUAUGAGUGUUUGAUGAGAAUUGCGCUGGUCGCUUGUAUUUUUUAUGUUACUUUUUGUCUAGUCCGUUUUGGGUAGGUGAAGGGCCAGGCGAGUGCCCAUGUAGAGACGUGUGAUUAUGUAGUCAAUGCAAUUAUUUUGCGAAUCUCUGUCGGUCUGCGCGAACAGGGACGUGGUGCGUUGAAUCUCGCUGGCGAGUUGAGCGAAACACUGUUCGCGGGUGCGUAUGGCGUGACAUUGUUUUAUUAUUGCUACGAAAGAAAGGGUUUGCAUUCCUCGAUGAAAGAUGGACGAUUAAUUUUAAAAUCAAUCAACUAAUAAAAUCUCGUUUUCAUCGUAGAUUUUCAACUAUUUGACUUAGCAUUCCUCAAAACUUAUGAUAUGUGUUAAAUAUUUAGAAUUUAAUAAGUUAUCUUUGUUAGUAGUUGUGGUUGUUGGCCCGGAUGAAGUCUUACACUAUGUAAGAAAUAUGAAGAUUCAGGAGGCACGAGAAAAGCUUCGUAGACCAUUCUCACUACAUUUUUCAAACAUUCUUUCAAAUAUUAAAAAAACAGAUGAUGUUAUUCUUCACAACUCCACAGUAUAGAAAUGCGAUAACUAUCCGCUUCUCUAAAACAUUGAUGGCUCGAGGGCAAAUCUAAACAGCGACAUCAUAGAGUCGAUUAAUUAAUACGUAUCAAUACACGGCUCAUUGCCGUAAUGUCCAGUUAAAAACCCAAUGUAUACCAAAGAUUAUAGGUAAUAAGGGUUGGGGGAUGUAUUAAUCCAACCUUUUGGGCAUAUAAUUCUUAUAAAAUGCAUCUUCAUAGAGUGACGUUAGUUAUUUUUAGACAUUUCAAAUUUAUUUAUAUUUGUCUUAUAAAUUUAAGAGAUUACAUGUUGAUUAAAUGAAUAAAGUAAUUAUUUACCUAUGAAAAUUAAAGUUUUGUAAAUAUAUUUUGUAGUUGGGUGUUGCUUGUCUUCUAAGAUUAACAAUUGCUCUAUAAAAGUAUUUUUCAACUUCAUUUCUCAAAAUAAUUUUCCAUUUUGUUAAGGUACUACCUUCUUUGCCUUUUAAAUUUCAGUUAGUCGUUGGACCAAUUUUGCUUAGUUCGGGACCAAGGAAGUUAGUUAGUGUGACCAGUGGAUAAUUAAGUUAGUUAUGGCGUAUUGAAUCUUCAACAAGAGGAGUGUUGGCAUUGUUUUGCAGCUACUUUAUUGGUUUGAGGACCCUGCCUUUCCGUUUCCCUUGUCUUGUCGUGUCUUACCCUGUGACUUUCGAUGACCAUUAUUUUAUCUCUUCUUUCGUUCUUAUUGUGAUGAUAUUUUUAUUAUUGAUAUUUUGAAGUAUUCAUUGUGCAUUGAUGAGGACUCUUUAUCUUAGAUAACCAGCUAGCGCAUAUCACGAUGUAAAAAUUCUCGUGUUAUUUUAAUAUUAGUAACUUAAAAUGUUUUUCUUGUCUUCACAAGUACAAGUACAUGUCUAACUUGGAGUUGUGUCAAUUUAAUUAAAAUCAUGUAGGCGCGAGAACCAAAUUUUUAGCGAUUCAGCAUAAAAUAGCGAUGUAUUUAUCCUCUAAAAUCUGCAUCAAAAAUUUAUUUCUUCAUUUAUGUCUGUUUACUAAGCUAAUAUCCGUAGUUUUGCGUAGUAAACUCGUAAUGGAAUCUCUUAGAAUGUUGAUCAAAAUGAACUAUUUAAUUUGUUCAUUAUAGAAAACAAAUCAACAAAAAACAAAAAAGAUGAAAAAAAUUCUUUGAGGACGAGCGUGUAAGUCACGACUACGGACCCAUCUUGAUGUAGGCAGGGGGCGCAAUCCCAACUUCACUGGUGUUAAAAUUUGUUAUUUAAAAACUAUGCAAUUUGAGCCAUCAAGUGUCGUUGUAAGACCGUUGCGUUAAACUGAGAGAUCAGGAUCGCCCCCUUUUAGUGCACUGACGUAGUACAAACAGCGAAAUAUUCAAAUUCGCAUUUUGGCGACAGCCUCUUUCAGUAUUCUCAUAUUAUGUAUUUCUGAUCAUCUAAAAUGUUGUAGAAUUUUCCUUCUGAGUAGUAGUUUAUUAUACUCUUCUUCUUACGGUUCGUGCCGGUAUAUUAUGUAUUUUGUCCGCAAAGUCCCCUUGGAGGGGAGGUACUGUAAUUUUUGCACCUGGACAGCUAUCUUUCUUCUUAUCCAAUAUUAUGGUAGUUUGGAGAAAUGGUACGUAACGUUCAAUCAAGGAAAGAAACGUCCAGUUGUAACCCCAAUGGCAGUGUAUUUGUGAGUCUGGUUAUAGAAAAUGUAUUUUUGAUGAGCGGUUGAGCGAUAGCGUAACUAAGUUUGCAAUACUGUACUGGGGUUGUAAAGAGAAGUGUUAGAGAAAUAAAAACUUAAUUUCAAAACUAA